Molecule: messenger RNA, 1233 nt
Organism: Tribolium madens (black flour beetle)
Lineage: Eukaryota; Metazoa; Arthropoda; Insecta; Coleoptera; Tenebrionidae
Exons: 7
Coding region: 102-1199 (365 amino acids)
Cellular component (GO): chitin-based extracellular matrix
Molecular function (GO): structural constituent of chitin-based larval cuticle
Source: RefSeq, a predicted model, not a curated record
UGGCGCUCUAGAAGAGUGGAGCUGCUCCAGUAGUGAGGGUAUAAAUACAGAUUUCUCUUAUCGACAAAUUGUAUAUGUGUUAGUCCCUCACGAGCAUCAUCAUGAAGUUUUUGAUCCUCACGGCUUWCYUAAUCGGAACUUGCCUUGCUCAAGGUCCUUUACAAAGACGCCAAGAGCAAUACGACGACGACCAGCAGUACCAGCAAAAGCCGCAACAGCAAUAUCAAGAGCAACAAAAACCCCAGUACAAUCAACAAUAUCAAGAACAACGUCCAAGAUCGCACGAAUCUACAACCUUUAUCCCUAUUAUUAGAUUCGAUAAAGAACAAGGCAACGAUGGCAGCUACAAAGCUGCAUGGGAAACCGGAAAUAAUAUUAUUGCUCAAGAAGAAGGUUACGUGAAGGAUCUUGGACCGGAUCCAGACGCAGAGGGCCAACACUUAAACGCUCAAGUGCAGCAAGGAUCUUACACUUAUACUUCUCCUGAAGGACAAGUAAUAACUGUCAACUACAUUGCUGACGAGAAAGGUUUCCAUCCUUCAGGAGAUCAUUUGCCUACUCCACCCCCAGUGAGUCCUGAAGUGCAGAAGGGAUUAGAUUUGAUUUUUGCGGGAAUAAAAGCACAACAAGAGGCUGAGGAAAGAGAGACACGUCAAGGACCUCAAGGACAAAAAAACAAUGCUCCACCGCAAGAUUAUAACGGACAAUACCGUCAUUCGACGCUCUUUUUCAACAAAACCAAAAUGAAAGUGAUAAUUGCUCUCUGUGCCCUUAUCGCGGCCUCUCACGCCCAACAACAGGCAACCAGUGAACCCAUUCCCAUAGUCAAGUACGACAACGAAGGAGUCAAUGCUGAUGGGUCAUACCAAUGGAGCUACGAAACUGGAAACGGCAUUAAUGCACAAGAACAAGGACAAAUAAAAAAUGCCGGCUCUGAAAACGAAGCUGCUGAAGUUCAAGGAUCAGCUUCGUGGACGGCUCCUGAUGGCACUGCCAUUUCUCUGAAUUAUAUUGCUAACGAAGAUGGAUUCCAACCUCAGGGUGAUCAUUUACCGACUCCACCCCCAAUUCCUCCAGCGAUCCAAAGAGCUUUGGAAUGGAUUGCCGCCCAUCCUGAACCGGAGGAAGCAGCCGCUCCCGCUGCAAGCAAUUUGAAACCAGUUUAUAAAAAAAUCGCCCCUCAACAAAGGAGAUUUUAAGCUGUUUUCUUGUAAAUAAAUUUUAUUGUGUAAA